AUGGACCCACUAAUUCCGACCACAGACGGAGACGAAGAUUGGGAGCUUUGCAACGACGAUGGCUUCGUUUACCAACGAAAGAAGCGACGCCGUAUCUCCGACUCAGAGGAGGACGCCGGCGCUGGAGAAAAUUCCAAACCGCCGGAUCCGGAGCUAGAUCCUGCCGUCGAGGAGCGGAAUCGAAGGAUACGGAAGAAGAGAAUACUGUUGAAGCUGAAAAGAAAGUACCAGAAGGAGAUCGAGCAGUGGGAGAUUCUGUCGAAUAGCUUGAAUGCUAUGGAAGCUAGGGCAGAUCGAUCUCAAACGCCGCAGCGAGAAGAGAGGUUAAAUGCGGACGAAACGACUUCGUUUCCAGAGUGUAGUGGUAGAGAAGGAGCUCGAGAGCACGGUGGAGAAGAUGCUUCACCGCCGCCGUCUUUGCUCGACGAAAUUCUCUUUGCGGUAGAAGCACAAGAAGCGGCAAUUCACGAUAUCUCAAACCUGUGCGAAGUUGCAGAAAACAUCUGUAGACUGGAAGAAGAGGAGAAGAAGCAGUCGUUAUUUGAUCUUGCCGUAUGGAGCUCACCGACGGAUCUAAUGGCGUCGCUCUGCGCCGAUUAA
Molecule: messenger RNA, 600 nt
Organism: Microthlaspi erraticum
Lineage: Eukaryota; Viridiplantae; Streptophyta; Magnoliopsida; Brassicales; Brassicaceae
Source: the annotation of a GenBank genome assembly